Messenger RNA from Mycetomoellerius zeteki, 540 nucleotides. Its product is annotated as longitudinals lacking protein, isoforms A/B/D/L. NCBI's taxonomy places the organism in Eukaryota, Metazoa, Arthropoda, Insecta, Hymenoptera, Formicidae. The transcript is spliced from 2 exons. The record is from RefSeq and is a predicted model, not a curated record. The coding region runs from base 1 to 540 and encodes 179 amino acids.
AUGAAUGCUGACAAAGGAAAUGUUACUGUUGUUCUUGACAAGGAUAUCUAUGUGUUGAAAAUGGAGGAGAUUCUUUCGGAUGUAGACACUUACCAAAAAAUUGAAAAAGAUCCGACGAAUAAAUUAACUCAAAAUUCGGAACGCAAGCACUCACCAGGUGACGCCAUCGAAUGGUACUAUCAGUAUCAAACAAUGUAUCUACGUCUGAUGGCGGAAAACCAGUUGACGAAAGAGACAACAACGAGAACAACAGCAAUUGAAAAUCAAACAAGUGUUUGUCCCGAUAAUAUCGCCACUAAGAAAAUUCAAAAUGGCCAACCAUUGACAGAAGUCAGCAGCAACCAGGUAACCGCGAGUAAUCGCGAUUCCUAUUACUAUUGUCAACGUUGCGGUAAUGCCUACACGAGACCGCACUCGUUAAACAGACAUAUGAAAUUUGAGUGCGGUGUGGAGCCACAAUUCGAAUGUCCUAUUUGCCACAAGAAGUCCAAACACAAGCAUAAUUUGCUGUUACAUAUGAGAACUCAUCAAAAAUCUUAG